AUGUAUAAGAAAAGAAAGGUAUCAGGAAGAGAUUACUUUAGUUAUUUAGACAACACAAACCCAAUAGUGACAGCUGUGUCUACUAUACCUGGUGUGAACGAGGGAUCAACGGAAGAUUUCAACAACAUGGAAGAUAAGUCAGAAGAAGACAUUUCAAUACCAGGUUUAGACUGCAAAACAGAUGCUCAAUUCUUAAAGGAUAGUCAUAGAGAGCAGAAUCAGAGACGCAAGAUACCGUACUCUCGACCCAUCGACAGAGACUUCGUCCAUGCGUGGAGAAGUAAUAAACAGCCACCAGCAAUAUCUGGGGAAAAAGUAGAUGAAAAACCCAAAGCGCCUUUGCCAAGUCUCCUGGAAUUACCCUCUGUUAAACCAGCAGAAGAUUUUAAUUUGGAAACUUUGAAGGAUGAAGAGGGUGACAGACAUAGAAAACAGCUUAGACAAGGAAGAAAUAAAGGUUAG
Messenger RNA from Mytilus californianus (California mussel), 462 nucleotides. RefSeq names its product pre-mRNA 3' end processing protein WDR33-like. The transcript has 4 exons. The record is from RefSeq and is a predicted model, not a curated record. NCBI's taxonomy places the organism in Eukaryota, Metazoa, Mollusca, Bivalvia, Mytilida, Mytilidae. The coding region runs from base 1 to 462 and encodes 153 amino acids.